Molecule: messenger RNA, 682 nt
Organism: Erythranthe guttata (spotted monkey flower)
Lineage: Eukaryota; Viridiplantae; Streptophyta; Magnoliopsida; Lamiales; Phrymaceae
Source: RefSeq, a predicted model, not a curated record
AAAAAAAAUGUCUGAUGCUAAAGAAAUAAAGUUUUCUUUAAAAGUUAUGAUAAACAAAAAGAAAAACAAAGUUCUAUUUGCAGAAGCUGACAGCGAUUUCAUCGAUGUCUUGAUUAGCUUCUUGACACUGCCAUUGGGUACUAUUGUAAGAGUUCUGAAGAAGCACUAUGAAGAUGAACUGCAUGGGGCACCUUUCAAUAUUGGAAGCUUAACAACCUUAUACAAUGGCUUGUCGAAUCUCGAUAAUGUCCAUUUCUGGACAGAGGGUUGUAAGGAUGUGCUUCUGAAUCCGAAAAGCUCAUUCGAAGCUGAAUGUCUUAAACUAAAACUUGAUAUUAGCGAAACUCAGCCCAUCGGAUACUUUAUUUGCAAAAACAACGCUUGUAAAGCAUAUCAGGCUCGCAGAUUCCCGUGUUUAAGUAUUUACUAUGAUACUGUUACAUGCUGUUGUGGAGUAAAAAUGAAAAGAGAAUUAGGUCAAAAGGAGUCUCAAGCUAAUGAGGAUGCUGGUGGAGUUUUUACCAAUAACGCAGUGCCUUUUAUAAUCUCCGACGAUCUUCGAAUACUUCCUAAUAUGAAGGGUUACGUGCAAACUCUGAGAGAUCUCGACGUUACAUACACUAACGGUGCGGAGCUAAGGAAUGUUAGUUUUGGAUUCAAUGAGGUUAGUAUCUUGGAUUAA